This is a messenger RNA of Mizuhopecten yessoensis (Yesso scallop), 4015 nucleotides long. Its product is annotated as interferon-induced very large GTPase 1-like. The annotation marks the transcript as partial. The transcript has a single exon. Gene Ontology annotation, molecular function: GTP binding. The record is from RefSeq and is a predicted model, not a curated record. Lineage: Eukaryota; Metazoa; Mollusca; Bivalvia; Pectinida; Pectinidae.
UCCAAGAAAAAUCAAUAUCAAAUUUAGAUCGGCGUAGCCCUGUAGAUAUUUUCUUAUCGAUCUUUAUUUGCUUACAUCCUACAUUGAAACAAAAAGUAUGUUUAAAAAUGUUUGCAUGUCAUCUGGCGAUACCAAUAAUUUUUCCCGUCAAAGAGCACAAACACAAGGAAACCAUUUUAAUGUUUUCGAUGUGGCCUCUUCGGUCAAUAACGGUUCACGAUGGAAAAACAGAUACAAGCAUAGUAAACUGUAAACAAAAUAUUGUGUCAUUUAUAAGAUUAGGACGUCCACAAAUAUCGAAAUCAAAACUUGCAAAUGAACUUUUGUAUGGCACAGCUCACAAUGCAUUCUUCAAUUACGAUUGCAUAUUGGGUUCGAGUGAGAAACAAGCAAGUGUCGGGCUUGUUGAGGCUUCCUGGUUUUUACCUUCUCCAAAGCAACCUAGGAAUUUGCAACGAGUUACAAUAUUUCUAAAUCUAAGAGGCGAUGCGUUAAACAAUGCAGAGCAAACAGAAUAUUUGAAAAGUGUAUCGCAUGUCAUGAUAAUAGUCACUGACAAAGAAACAAUGAAAAACAAAAAAGAUUUGGAUUACUUUAAACGUGCUCAUUUCAAUGUGUUGUUUCUCCUUACAGGAGAAGUGUCAAAAGAUUUUAUAAGGAAGUAUAAACAAUAUUACAUGGACUCAAGUCCAGAUGGUUUUAACGCCGAGUUUAUUUCAGGAUCCGAACAUUGUAAAAACAUCGGUUUAUCAGAAGUUAAAGAAGCUAUUGCAAAUAAAAUUGGACCAUUGCUUAAUGGCAUGAGUUCUGCUAAAACUAUACAGGAAAUGUGUGAGCAAGCGAGAACGAUGGGUAUAACUGUAGAUGAGGAUAUGCCCAAAUACAAAAACGGAAGAAAAGCAGCAAAUAAAAUUUUUGACCAGGUAAAAGAUUGUCCUCUUGCAGAUAUCAAGGUGAAAUAUACACCAUUACAAAAAGAAAAUUGGCAAAUAUAUACUGAUGUUAUGAAAUCAUAUCGCAAGCCAGGUUCUGAUUUUCAAGAAAAAGCAAAGUUGGAGCAGAAAAUGAUAUUACAACAAACAAAACAAUGGGAUAGUUUCAAGACUGGAAAACCAUUUAUUAAAGACUUCAUAUCAAUACUUUUAACACUGGAUGGUGACAGUUUGGUUUCUUUUUUAGACUCGUUAAAAUUUGAGUUAGAUGAAAAAUCUAGAAGGGAAAUGCCAAACUAUCGCGAACGUUAUGCAGCCGCAUGGAAUGCAUGUCAAUCCAAAGCAGAAGCUGAUAAAGCUCGAGCCCAACAGGAAGUCAGUAAAGCUGAACAGCAUCUCAGCGAAGCGUCGUUUGGUAUCGAACAUAUUUUCCGUGAAUUGGGUCAAAUUUAUGAGGCGAGUCUGAUGGCAAAUGACAAGGAGUUGUGUACGAACUUAGCCAAAGCAGUAGCAAGGUCAAUUAAACUAGGCUGCCCGUUUGAGUUGAUGGAUGGUGAUGUAGCAAAUGUUUCACUGAAAUGGGUAGAACGAGUCUUUGCAGAACUUCAACAUAUGCUAGGUGACAAAAGGUUACUCACAUUGUCUAUUCUUGGACUUCAAAGUUCAGGUAAAUCAACAUUACUUAACGCGAUGUUCGGUCUGACAUUUUCAGUAAGUGCAGGUCGAUGUACCCGUGGUAUUUAUGUACAACUUUUUCCUGUACGAAAACAAAAGUUUAAAUUCGACUAUGUCCUUGUAGUCGACACAGAAGGAUUACGGGCACCAGAACUGAGUGAUCAGAAAUAUCAGCAUGAUAACGAACUAGCAACCUUAGUUUUAGGAAUGGCAGACAUAACCAUUGUUAAUAUAAAGGGCGAAAAUACCAGCGAAGUAAAAGACAUUUUACAGAUUUGCGUCCAUGCAUUCCUUCGAUUAAAAAUGGCAAACCAAAGUCUACAAUUGCGCCAGUCAUGCAUUUUCAUACAUCAAAAUGUUUCUGAUGUUGGAGCUAAAGAUUCUAUGAUACAUGCAAGAAAAAAAAUUGCCGAAACAUUAGAUAGAAUGACACUGGAGGCGGCAGAGGAAGAAUGCAUCAGCGACAUAAAAUGUUUCAAAGACGUAAUCAAAUUUGAUAGCAAUCACCAUGUAUGGUACUUUUCAGAUUUGUGGAAAGGGGAUCCACCCAUGGCCCCUGCUAAUCCUGGAUACAGUAGGGAUGUCCGGCAAGUAAAAUCUUUUAUAUUUGAAACACUGACUCAAAACAAGGAUUCUUAUCUGACAAUUUCCGAUAGCUUUGUUCACAUAAAAGACUUAUGGAACGGUAUAUUAGCAAAUGAUUUUAUUUUCAGUUUUAGAAAUAGUUUAGAAAUAAGAGCAUACAAUGCACUGGAAAUCAUUUACCAGGAUUUAAUCUGGAAAUUAGAGAGAUAUGCAAAACAUCUUACAAACAGUGCCGAAAUCGAAAUGAAACAGUGUACUGCUGAUUGUGAAACGGACAUAGUCAAAGGUCGUGGAAUAGAUCAAUAUACAGGCCAUAUACACAAUAAAUAUCCCGAUGAUUUCCAAAAAAAACAAUCGGAACUGAAGGGAAAUUUGAAGAAUUAUUUUAAAAAGGGUGACAAAAAAGAUGAAAUUACAAAAUGGAAACACAGCAAACUUUUGGCAUGGGACUUGUUUGCUGUAGAAUGCCUGGGUAAGCUCAAAAGACAGCUAACGGAUAUUGAAUCACACUGUAAAGUUGAUUACGAAAUGAAUACCUCUCUUACAACCUUACAAAACGAAAUUUACGACCAGGCAACAACCCUAGCUGAACAUAUGAAAGGUAAGCGACUUUCUCCCCAAGAUAUGGAGACAGGUUUCAAUGAAAUGUGGGAUAAAUGGAUAAGGAAAAUCUAUGUUCAAGAAGAACACUGUAUUGAAGUCAAAGUGGUAUUGAAAUCAAUUUUAUUCGCAACGUUCAACAAGCAUCAGGAUGUUGUCGAAACCGAGAUAAAGAAGCAUCCUCUUGGUCACCAUCCAUCAUUCACAACCUUAGAAAACAGCCUGAACGACAUUGGGUUUGAUCACAAUUACAUCAGCGUAAAAACGACCUUUUUUAAACGCAUGAAGAACGUUUUGCGAUCCGGUUCAGAAAUUGAAUCUGAGAUAUAUAAUGAAGCUAUCGACUUCACCAAUAUAAUACUCAAAGACAUAGAUGUGAUAUUCAGAGAUCUUAAAAAAAGGGAGUGGAAAUUUGAUGCGACGGAAAUGAAAGAAAUCCCUAAACGUAUUAUGCGACAUAUAUAUCGACACAACCAUGAUAAAAGCAAGACCUUUACACUUCUCGAACCUUACACAGUAACACUUUGUGUACAUGUGUUUCGAUACGCUCUCCCGUUGUUAGAAAGACUUGAUUUAGAAUACAGGAAAAAAUAUAGCAUGAAAGCUAAAUUGAGCAAUCAUAAAGCGCUCGCUUGGCGCCAUUUUAAGGAUGUUGUUGAUGAAAAGUCAGCUACCUUGAUUGCUUGUGACAAAUUUUGUGAAAUUAUUCGGAAUCAUGUUGAGGAAAAAAUUAAACGCUCUCUUCCAGAUUUGCUAUAUGAUCAUAUAGUUACGGAUUCCAUGAAAGCAAAGUAUGUAUUAAUAAAUCGUAUUAUGGAAGAUCUUGUAAAGAUAAACAAAUUAAAAGCGUUCAUGAGUUAUAUUCAUGAUCCUUACACUUAUGCAUUCGAAUGGUUAUCAGAAUACAUUGAUAGUAAGUGUUUUGGACGUUCGGGAAACAUGUAUAUGGAUAAGGUAUCGGCAGAACUGCAGACUACAUUCGAAGUUAUUAAAAAAAGUGUUGAAAAGAAAUCGGCUUCGUGUUUACAUGAUUGGCUGAUAAAUGUACAAAGUGAGAUGAAGAAGGGUAUGGUAUGGAUUCAAAUGGAGUCAUUAGUUGUAGUUGAGAACCAAAAGAUAACAGAUUUAAACGAUUUCAUUGCAACUGUCAAAAGAAAACUUGAACAGGUGCGCUCAGAACUAAAAGGCAAGUUUCAAAGCGAGACAGAAACAUCAAUCAGAUG